GACAUUCAGAGUUUGGUCAACAGUUCUGUGGCUUUAUCCUGGCAUUUAUGAGAUAAAAUUCGUCGUUGAUGGACAAUGGAAGGUUGAUCCCCAGAGAGAGUCGGCCACCAAGGAUGGCAUCUGCAACAAUAUCCUCAGAGUUAAACGAUGAUAGGACUGGGGUCUUUUGGCUGGGAAAGCAUAGUCUUUCAUAUACAUUCAAGCCAACAAAUGGAUACCUUCCUCUUCACUUCAGAGUCUGUCAAUGAAGGUCACCCUGACAAGCUCUGCGACCAAGUCUCAGAUGCCAUCCUGGAUGCUUGCCUAGAGCAAGAUCCAGAAAGCAAAGUUGCAUGUGAGACAUGUACCAAGACCAACAUGGUCAUGGUCUUUGGUGAGAUUACAACUAAGGCAAAUGUAAACUAUGAGAAAAUUGUUCGAGACACUUGCAGAGGCAUUGGAUUCACAUCACCUGAAGUUGGGCUUGAUGCCGACAACUGCAAGGUCCUCGUCAACAUUGAGCAACAGAGUCCUGACAUUGCCCAAGGAGUUCAUGGCCAUCUCACCAAGAAACCUGAGGAAAUUGGUGCCGGUGACCAAGGCCACAUGUUUGGGUAUGCCACAGAUGAAACCCCUGAACUCAUGCCACUAACGCAUGUCCUUGCGACUAAGCUUGGUGCCAAGCUUACUGAGGUGAGGAAGAACAAGACAUGCCCAUGGUUGAGGCCCGAUGGUAAGACCCAAGUGACUGUUGAGUACCGGAAUGAGGGUGGAGCUAUGGUUCCUAUUCAUGUUCACACUGUUCUAAUUUCAACCCAACACGAUGAAACUGUUACAAAUGAGCAGAUAGCAGCGGAUUUGAAAGAACAUGUCAUCAAGCCUGUUAUACCGGCUAAAUAUCUCAAUGACGAUACCAUCUUCCACCUCAACCCUUCAGGUCGGUUUGUCAUUGGAGGACCCCAUGGUGAUGCAGGACUUACUGGGAGGAAGAUCAUCAUUGACACUUAUGGUGGCUGGGGUGCUCAUGGUGGAGGUGCCUUCUCCGGGAAAGAUCCCACCAAGGUGGACAGAAGUGGUGCAUAUAUUGUUAGGCAAGCAGCCAAGAGUGUGGUGGCUUCGGGGCUUGCUCGUCGAUGUAUCGUGCAGGUUUCCUAUGCAAUUGGUGUGCCAGAACCACUGUCUGUUUUUGUGGACACCUACAAGACAGGGAAGAUUCCAGACAAGGACAUUUUGGCUUUGAUUAAGGAAAGUUUUGACUUUAGGCCAGGAAUGAUUUCCAUCAAUCUGGACUUGAAGAGAGGAGGCAACUUUAGGUUCCAGAAGACUGCUGCUUACGGUCAUUUUGGCCGUGACGACCCAGAUUUCACCUGGGAGAGCGUUAAGAUUCUCAAGCCCAAAGCUUGAGUGGUGGAUUUGGUUUGAUAGGGAUUCUGCAGGUGGUUAUUCUUGCAACCAUUAUUUUGCCCACCGGGCAUAGCUAUUAUUUUGCUCACAAGGGAAGAAUAAAUAAGUCUAAGUGAAGGGAGGAAUUGGGAUGUGGGUGCCAAGUUGAGGAAUUGGCGGAUUUGCUCAUUAUCUCUCUAUUUUUUAUCCUGGUCUCCUUUUCUUUUCUUUUCUUUUGUUUUGUCUGUUAGGCAAACUGUGUUUCUGUUUUGAGCUGAUGGGGUGGUAACCCUUUUCUUUUGGUCAUUUAGUAUGUUUCACUUGUUUAAUUCAACGUAGUUUAUUGUUUCCAUCUUCAAUGGUUUUGUUUCAACUAGAAGUUGUUUGGAAGUCUGUUUA
Molecule: messenger RNA, 1761 nt
Organism: Tripterygium wilfordii
Lineage: Eukaryota; Viridiplantae; Streptophyta; Magnoliopsida; Celastrales; Celastraceae
Product: S-adenosylmethionine synthase 3
Exons: 3
Coding region: 148-1383 (411 amino acids)
Biological process (GO): S-adenosylmethionine biosynthetic process
Cellular component (GO): cytosol
Molecular function (GO): methionine adenosyltransferase activity; ATP binding
Source: RefSeq, a predicted model, not a curated record